AUGACAAAUCAUACUUUAAAUUCCAAAAGGUCCUUUGCCAAAUUGAAAUCUCAAUCUUCUAUUGGUUCAAGUUUAAAAUCUAUCUUUGAAAAAUGUAAAGCUAAACUACAUAAUAUUGCCCAAUAUAGUUUAGAUAAUAUAAGUGAUGAUGAUAACAAUUAUAGACUCUACCACCACUAUCAUAGGAGAGAUAAUACUCAUAGAGACUUUCACAAAACUAAUAACCAUGAUAUGACUGACAGUCAAGUUGCCAACCUAAUAGACGAUUUAUUUAUUGAUAGUGAUCAAGAAAAUGUUACCCAUGCAAAUGAAGAAAUAAAACACAAAAAGUCUGAAAGGCUUUUGUCACUUAAGUUAACUUCUAUUCCUCCGUCUACCAACAAUGAAAAUACUAAAAACAUUGAAAGUCUAAAUAAUAAUUCCACUAAAAAUUUUACUAUUGAUACUGGGCACCAUGUUGCCACAUCCACUGUUAAUACUAAUACCAUCAUAAGUGACGAAUUACCAAAAGUUCCUGAACAUUCUUCAACUUUAGACAACCUGUUCGAAAAUAUGACCACAUCUUCACCUAUUUUACUGAACUUUAAAAAGAAAAAUGCCUUUAACAAUGACAAUAAUACUGGGAUGGAAGUUUUCAGAAAAAGUGAAGACAGAUGUAGUGGUACCAGUGUUGCCCCAAACAGUGGUUCCGACUUUUUAUCUUCAAUCUCCAAAAAUAAGUCCAACAAUUCCUCAGUAAACACCAACAGCACUAACAAUAUUAAUAGAAAUACAAGCGGUGAUGAUAAAGACAACAAUAGCAAUCAUAACGACGAAGAUAUUCAUGACAAUAAAAGCACUAGUGAUAGUGAAACACAAGAAGAUACGAUCAGUAACUAUGACGUACAUAAGGAAUGCCAAAUGUUGCGGUUGAAACAAGGCGAUAAAUUUAAAGGAGGCGAUGAAAUAUUUAUCAAAAGAAGAGAAUUACAUUACAAAAGAUUUAAAGAACUUGAAAAUAUAGUUGUGGAUAAAGAUGAAGAUUGCAACGAUGCUUUGUUUGAGGAGAUACCUGAAGAUGCAUAUUAUAAUAUUUAUCGAAUUUUAUUGGUUGAAGAUAAACCUUUGAAGAAGCCUUUGAACUUAGCUAAUGCAUUAAAGGUUGUUAAUGCUGGAUGGAUAAGUGAUAAAACAUGGGAAAAUGCAGUACAUGGUAAAUUUUGA
Molecule: messenger RNA, 1203 nt
Organism: Saccharomycodes ludwigii
Lineage: Eukaryota; Fungi; Ascomycota; Saccharomycetes; Saccharomycodales; Saccharomycodaceae
Gene: GAG1
Product: Gag1p
Exons: 1
Coding region: 1-1203 (400 amino acids)
Source: RefSeq, a predicted model, not a curated record